AUGGAUACCCACGCAGACGAAGACGAAUCAUCAUCCGCACUGAAGUGUUUGUUCCGCCACGACGUGCCGGACUAUGAAGAGGGAGGUAACCCUGAGCUGAAGAACAGCGCUGACCUCUGGUCAUCACUGUCUCCUGAAUUGGAUGAAGUCGCUGAUGAAGCUAUAAAGCUGCUCUCUGCAUCUUGCGACACUGAACUGGACUAUGAAGAGGGAGGUAACCCUGAGCUGAAGAACGGCGCUGACCUCUGGUCAUCACUGUCUCCUGAAUAUGAUGAACUCGCUCAUGAUUCUAUCAAGCUGCCCUCUGUACCUUGUGACACUGACCUGAUUUCUGAUCGACUGCAGGAUGCUGAGAAGGAAGAUUCUCUCCAGCUGAGAAAGGACAAUUCUGAACAUGGACUUUCUGAUGAAGAUGAACAAAUCGUCGGCAGUCUUGCUGCAGAUGGAUCACAUCUUCUUAAUAUUGACCUCAAUGUCUGCUCAGCCCGUUUCCAUUGCUUUACUCUUCCUGAAAUUAGGACAGUUCUUCAAAGGGACAAGCCUACGGUAGUUUGUAUUUCUGGAGUGGAAAGACUUCGUGAGUCCGCUGAGGUUCUUGAUUUGAUAAAGGGUAAGCGCGAGAGGUCAAAAGAUUUAUCCUUCUAA
This is a messenger RNA of Miscanthus lutarioriparius, 645 nucleotides long. NCBI's taxonomy places the organism in Eukaryota, Viridiplantae, Streptophyta, Magnoliopsida, Poales, Poaceae. The record is from the annotation of a GenBank genome assembly.